Molecule: messenger RNA, 843 nt
Organism: Arabis nemorensis
Lineage: Eukaryota; Viridiplantae; Streptophyta; Magnoliopsida; Brassicales; Brassicaceae
Source: the annotation of a GenBank genome assembly
AUGUCCAUAUACGGUGCCGUUUUUGAAUAUGAGCGCUACAACCUACACCAAGAUACCCCUCAUUUGAAAGCACCUCCACGUUAUGUGAUUGCGUUCCGCGGCACGAUCUUAGAGUCAGAAACUAUAUUGUCUGAUAUGAAACUUAACUUCCGAAUCUUCUUCAACAUCCUUCCUGGAGGCCGCAGGUUUAUGCACGCCAUUCAAACAAUCCACACGAUGGUGGUCAGACACAGCGAGCCAGUUAUUUGGCUUGCUGGACACUCUUUGGGAGCCGCCCUAGCAUUGCUAGCCGGCAAAACCAUGAUUAGAGAUUUUGGAUUCUUCCUUGAGGCUCACAUAUUCAACCCACUGGUCGUGUCUUUUCCUCUAGAGCAGCUACCGGGGAGCAAAAUGCUUAAAGGUGUGUUUCGAAUCACCAGGAGUGUCAUCAAAACCACCGUAGCCACGGUCUUGAAGGAUGUAAAGAUUCAAGAAGACGAUCCAUCGUGGAUACCGUGCUUAUAUGUGAACCCAGCAGAUCCAAUAUGUUCAGAAUAUAUUGGUUACUUCAAACACAAAAUCUUCAUGUCUAAGAUCGGAGCAAGCCAAAUCGAAAAAACCGGUGCUAGAACCUCGGUUAGGAGUCUACUGGUCGGAAGAAAAGGAACAUCAGAUUCUUCAACGGAACCUCUUCACCUUCUUCCAUCGGCCGAUAUGACUAUAAACAAGAACAAACCGACUGAGUCUAAGACAGCUCAUGGACUUCACCAAUGGUGGGAGCAAGACUCGGUUCUGAGGGCAAAUUGGGAAAGCUGCUGCAUUAGGCCUUAUUCUGAAGGUAAAUCGGGAAAGCUGCUGAAUUAG